CCAAACAAAUAGAAAUCGCUCAUGGUCGUGUGACUCUAUCGGUUGAUGAGUCGUUGAUAAUUUAUAAAAGAACAUUUCACAUCGGAGUCACAUUCUACUGUGAUAUCAGCCAUGUUUAGUAGCGGCGCAAAUUACAGCAAGCUGAAAACCAAUCUUCGAUUGACUAUCAAUCGCUUGAAAUUAUUGGAAAAGAAGAAAACUGAACUUGCAGCGAAAGCAAGGAAAGAGAUCGCAGAUUACAUUUCAGCUGCCAAAGAUGACCGGGCUAGGAUCAGAGUGGAACACAUUAUCCGGGAGGAUUAUCUUGUGGAAGCAAUGGAGCUACUUGAGAUGUAUUGUGACCUUUUACUUGCCAGAUUUGGUAUGAUACAGACCCAAAAAGAAUUGGACCCAGGACUUGAAGAAUCAAUUGCCAGCAUAAUCUGGGCCACACCUCGGCUUCAGGCUGAUAUACAGGAACUGAAACAGGUGUCUGACCAGUUCAGUGCAAAAUAUGGCAAGGAAUUCUCUCAAGCUUGUCGAACAAAUGAACUUAAUAAUGUUAGUGAAAAAGUCAUGCAUAAAUUAGGAGUAGAGGCCCCACCAAAGAUUCUUGUAGAACGUUACAUGAUGGAGAUCGCCCGAACCUACAAUGUGCCAUUUGAACCAGACCCGUCCAUAAUGGCACAGGACGAAAUGUUCAGUGCAGAGAAUUUUCUGAUUGAUUUGGGAGAGAAGAAGGGUGGUGGCGGUAGUGGUGGUGGAAGUGGAGGGAUGGGUGUGUUGGAGCCACAGUCAUCAUCACCCUAUCCUCCUCCCCAACAACAGCCGUACCCUCCCCCAAGUCAGGCAAUGAUGUACCCUCCACAGGCAAAGCAGCCCCCACCCUUACCACAGGCGCCCCCAGCGGCUGGUAUAGAUACCCCUGCCUACCCACCCCCACAACAGAGAGGACAGAAUUCUGAUUACGACAACUGGUUAGGGGAGGAUCCAAAGAAACAGCUUCAGAACUCUGGCCCAGCUCAGCCUCCUCAGCAACAGCCCCCUCCCGUAGGAUUUAAAGACGGAUUUCCAGAGCUGCCGACAGUUCCUACCAACACACUGCCAGAUCCCGGGAAUUCCGUGGGAACAAGUUCUGCAGGUGGAGAUGAUGUUGAUUUCGAUGAUUUGACGAGAAGAUUUGAACAAUUGAAGAAGAAGAAAUGAACAAUACAUUUUUUGUCAUUAAUUGAAUUGCUUUGAAAUGUUAGUGACCUGGUUACAAUGCGAGGACUAUGUUACAAUAUUCCUAGCUUGUGACUUUUAGAUUACAAAUUAAUUUAUAACAAAACCUAUUGAUGUAUAGAUUUGUAAUUGUACUGUAAAGUAUACAUUCAAAAAAAGACUUUAUAAAUAAUCAUAUUUAACAUGUGAAUAGAUGUUGGUAUAUAUAGUGUAUGAUUUGAGUGUGACGUUUCAAUGACUACAUUGUCACCUAGUUCAUCAGAAAAAUGACCAGUUUCAGUUAGCUGGUCUGAUGAAGGUGACAGUGUAUUCACUAAAACUUUACACUCAAAUCAUACACUGGUUGGGAUAUACAUUUAGACUGAACAACUAUGUAUUCAUGAUACAUAAUUUACAUGGCUAUCACAGCAGCUUAAACAGCAUUAAGUAUUUCACUGCUGGUAAAAUUAACCUCGUUAAGUGACCUGCUUUUCUAUUAAACCAAUAAUACAGAACAAACCUUUGCUGCAACCAUUUGUCAGUCAAUCUUGUUAUACUGUCAUCAUUUGUCCAGUAUAACCUUGUUAUACUGCCAUCAGUUGACUGGUAAACCCUUAAAUUGUUAUAAUGCCACUAUUUGUUCUGUAAAACUUCUAUAAUUUGUACAGCUAAAUUAAAUUCAGUUUUGGCCUUAAAGGGGUUUUAUAAUAUGCUUAGAUUAUUGUAUAAUAAAUCAUGAUACUGUUGCAUGUUUGUGGUAAGGGGCAUGAUAUAUAGUUAGACAUUUAAUUUGAGAUCAGCUGGCGAAUAAAGUAAAAGGCAUUAUACCAAGGUUUUAAUUGAGUAAUACAUACAAUCCAAUCAAAUACACUGUAUUAUAUUGUAGUUAAAUCCAUUAAAAACUUUUAGGUAAUUAUGAUAGAUUGUAAAUAGUUAGGUUUUGAAAGCAAUUACGGUUAUCAGAAUAUUUUAAUGGUCCAUUUAAUUAGGUAUAUCACAACACAGGCACUUGGCACAUACCUCCCUCCCAUUGUCCAUAUUUAAUGUUAUGUAUAUACUCUGGGCUGGAAAUUUGUAGCAAGCCCCUGUGCAUCACAAUUAAAGGUACUGACUUGCAAUCCCUCCUUAACGGACUGGCAUUUAAGCUACAAUAGUAAUAUGGAGAUUUGAUAGAUAAAAUUACAAGGGUAUAAAACUAAUGCGUUUGAUGAGUUAUCUCCCUUGGAAAAGAUACAAUUUUGAUAGGCUUGCUCAUUGUUCAUCAAAAGUAGAUUUUCAUAUAUUUGAAUUUUAAUUUUCAUUGUAGAAUUUUGUUAUCUUGAUGAAACAGGAGAGCAAAACAUGGAAAAAAAAAGAAAGAAAAAAAAAAUACAGUGAAAGAUCUGGUCAAAUUAUUAUGUACAUGUAUGCAUGGUUGUUUUAUGGAAAUGCCAGUCUGACAAGAAACAGUAACAUGUCUAGCUAAUGUACAUUGAUGUUUCAAUACUGUGCUUUUAUUAUCCAUAUAUUUUAUGUAAAAUGCUUCAUUGUCCAUAUCUAUGCUUGUAAUUCUGGAGAAGAAGCUUUGGGACACCUGACUUAGUAUGUUGACAGGUUUAGACUUUGAUUUAACACCUGUAUAUUGUUUUAAUGACUAUGGAAGAGAUAUCAUUAUUCAAAUGAUUUAACAGGUACUACUAUGUUAAUUGGAUCCAAUUUACUCUUGACGAAAUGAAUAACUGUUUAAUUCACAAUGUGAUUCAUGACUGUAUUGAAACUUGUAAAAUGUAUUAAUUAAAUUGGAACCUGAUAUUAAAUCCUAGUUUGAAAAAAAACAACACUUUCUUUUGUUGUUAAAAACCUGAAGUUGACAUUUGAAAUUAGUUGGUUUUUGUUGGGAUCUUUAUUUAAAAUUGGGUGCAAUCCUUUUUUUACGCUGUUGAAAUUAAAAUGUAUGAAUCUUUCAA
Pecten maximus is the source of this 3128-nucleotide messenger RNA. Its product is annotated as IST1 homolog. The record is from RefSeq and is a predicted model, not a curated record. NCBI's taxonomy places the organism in Eukaryota, Metazoa, Mollusca, Bivalvia, Pectinida, Pectinidae. Gene Ontology annotation, biological process: protein transport. The coding region runs from base 112 to 1185 and encodes 357 amino acids. The transcript is spliced from 3 exons.